Molecule: messenger RNA, 592 nt
Organism: Amoebophrya sp. A25
Lineage: Eukaryota; Dinophyceae; Syndiniales; Amoebophryaceae
Source: the annotation of a GenBank genome assembly
AGCGGCGAUAUUCUUUGCACUGCUGGAUCUGGAUGUAAGAACCAACGGCGUGAUUAUUUUUGGCGUAGCGGGAUCGGGUCAUCGAUGAAAGCAGUCAGGUUACUCCUCAGGAGCUUGAUAAAUUUAAGGAGUCAUAGUGGGACGCCUUCGGAGCUUGAGAAAGGGGGCCAAUCAGAGCAGAGGACAUUUCUGAAAGUGUUCAUGAGGGAGCACAAGAGACUGCUCCUGCCGGAAUACAAGAACUGGAACUAUUAUCAUACGAACCGGAACUAGUACUAAACCUCCAGAGAUGGCAGAACACAACUGGCGCCUUUGCUAGUCUUUACAUGUAGAUCAUCUUCCCCCCGAUUUCGCUACUUUCAUCUAUCACUGAGUUUCAAAAAUCUCAAUAGUUAUCAGCCUGGCUUAGAAGUUGUUUAUGCAUGAGUUAGAGUAGGUUCGCUAUCCUCUGCAUGAGUUUUCCUCUCAAAACCAUAAGUCUUGCUACCAACAAAUGGGUCAACGUUUUUUCUGCUAAGUAAAGCGUGGUCAGGUCGUAGUUAUCUGGUACUACUGCUUUCAUCCUCAUUCCCUUGUCCGAACCCAUUCCAUG